Messenger RNA from Closterium sp. Naga37s-1, 4104 nucleotides. The record is from the annotation of a GenBank genome assembly. NCBI's taxonomy places the organism in Eukaryota, Viridiplantae, Streptophyta, Zygnematophyceae, Desmidiales, Closteriaceae.
AUGUGGCUUUACGGUCACGUGCUGACACAAGGCUACUAUUACGCUAACCUGUGGUUCGGCACGCCCGGGCGUCGCUUCGCGGUGAUCGUGGAUACGGGCAGCACCGUUACCUACGUGCCGUGUGCCUCGUGCAGCGAGUGCGGUAGCCACCACCAGGACCUGCCGUUCGAUCCGCAGCAAUCGUCGACGUACCAGUUCGUACCGUGCUCGUCGGAUCAGUGCCCGUACCACGACUGCCAGGACAACUCAGACGAGUGCUCGUACGACCGGCACUACGCGGAGAACAGCAGCAGCAGCGGGCUAAUCGUCUCAGACGUCGUCACCUUCGGAAACGCGUCCACGCUUCCGCCUGCGCGGAUCCUCUUUGGGUGUGAGCUGGCCGAAACGGGCGACAUUUACACGCAGAAGGCGGAUGGGAUUAUGGGCAUGGGGCGCGGGGAGCUUGGGAUUGUGAGCCAACUGUCGGUGGGAGCGGGGAAGGUUAUGGACGAGCAAUUUUCGCUGUGUUAUGGCGGGUCGGAGGGCGGCGGCGGGGCGAUGAUCAUGGGGGUGAUUCAGCCGCCUGCUGGGAUGAAGUUUACCCGGAUGGAUAUGCGCAGUGGCGGCACGUACUACAACGUGAUUCUGAACGCCAUCACGGUGGCUGGCAAGCCGCUGCCUCUGGACAUGUCGGUGUUCCGGUCGGGGUACGGGGUGGUCAUGGACAGCGGUACCACCUUCUCCUACCUCCCCCGCAAGGCCUUUGAGGCCUUCAAAGCCGCUGUGGAUGCAUCAGUGACGGGCGUGCAGAGCGUUCCCGGUGCAGAUUCAGUGUAUCAGGACGUGUGCUACGGCGGCGCCUCCAACAAGAUAGAGGAGCUCUCCAACUACUUCCCCACCGUCUCCCUCACCUUUGAUGGCGACUUGGUCUACGAGCUCACGCCCGAGAACUACCUCUUCCGACAUGUGAAGGUGCCAGGAUCCUACUGCCUAGGCCUGUUCAAGAACAACGACAGGGGAACGCUCAUUGGAGGGAUUAUCAUGCGCAACACACUGGUGACAUACGACCGAAUGAAGAGCCGCAUAGGCAUGCUUAAGACCAACUGCCGAAACCUAUACCAGGAGCUACAGCAGAUAUACACAGAGCAAGGGGCCAAUCCCGCCCCUCUCCCCGAGUAUCUUCUAUCUGAACCGCCCCCCUUGCCGGAUUCUGCCCAUCAAGGGGCUGGGAGGGGUGGAGAUGGUGGGAGUGGAGGGGCAGAGGAAGGCGAGGGGGGUGGAGGAGGGGAGGAGGAGGGAGGAGGAGCGGGUGGGGAGGAUGAGGAUGCGGAUGCAGCAUCGUGUGAUGGCUGCGCGGGCAGCAUUGUGGCGGACCUGCUGGUGGGGCUGCCGCUGCUGCGCUUUGCCCCGCUCGUCAACCCCUUCGUGCACGACCUCUCACGGGAACUAGGACUGCUGGAAGCUCAGGUGACUGUGGUGAGCUUUCACGAGGGGCAAAGUGCGACCCAGCAGCAGCAAGGGGGGGCGGAUGGGAGUGCCAAAGCAGGCGGCGAGGCAGCAACGGGCGUGGAGAGCACGCGUGUGAAUGUGACCAUCCUGCCCUCUCCACCUGAUCUCGUGCUCGCCAAAGACACGGUGCAGCGAGUGGUGAACGUGCUGCAGAGUCCCAUGGCCAUCAGGGAUGUGUUUGGAUCAGUCACAGUGCUACGUGUGCAAGUCGUGCUCAGUGCUCCUGAUACGUCCAGCUCCCCUUUCGUCUGGGUGGGAGUGGGGGCUUUUGCGCUGGUGCUGCUUCUCCUGCUGGUGCUACUUGGGUGCUACUGCUGCAGAAAGCGAUCGGAUGGAAUCAGUGCAAGGGUGGAUGAAGUAGACGAGGAAGAAGGUUUGGCUAGUAACAUUGAUGGGAAGGGAAAUGAUCCUGGGAACGGGGAUAUGGAAGGGGAUGGAGAGAGUGGGAAGGGUGGGAAGGUGGGUGUGUUUGGGAGUGGGAAGGUGCAGGGUGGGUCGGGGGAGGAGGUAUCGAUGUUGAAUGGGGAGGGGCAUGGGGAGGGCCGCAAGGAGAUAUCCGGGUCCGCGGACAUUCUCCGCCAGGCGGGGCUGGAGGGGCCCUACCAGGUGCUAUGCGAGCGCGCGCUUGCGCCGUCCGCGGUGGAAUCGGGGUGCCUUGCGCGGAUCCCCGGGGAGGUGGACAUCCGCCAAGGCCCGCGGAUGGAGCUGGCGGAAGUGCUAGACUCGAUCGGCCGCCCCGCGGACGACGGCGCGGGGGAGGGUGGCGGGGGGGGAGCUGGGGAGGGUUUGUCGCUGCUGCAACCGCUAGCAGUGGAUAUGCUGCUGCGCGCAUUCUCGUUCAGUGACAAAGCAGCAAUCGCUCUGCCCGAUCCAUGUUCCUCCCUUGCUGCUCCUUCUGCUUCCCUUGCUGCUCUCUCUGCUUCCCUUGCUGCUCUCUCUGCUUCCCUUGCUGCUCCCGCUGCUUCCCUUGCUGCUUCGUCUGCUUCCCUUCCUCCCUGCGCUUUCCUUGCUCUCUUUAGAGGCGCUGGCGGCAAGGAGAGGGAGAGAGAGCGAGAAAGGGACUCCAGUAGACACAGGAGUAAAGACAAGUCGAGAGACGGGGAGAGGCGGCAUAAAGAGAAGGAUAGGGAGAAGAAGGAGAAGGAUAGGAAGGAUAAGGAGAAGAAGGAGAGGGAGAGGAGGGAGAGGAAGGAGAGGGAGGAGGCGGAGAGGAGGGAGAAGGAGAAAGCAGAAGGGGUGAGGGUGAAAGGGGAUGAGAGGGAGAGGAAGGAGAGGGAAGCGAGGGAAAAGAGGGAGAGAGAAGAGCGGGAGAGAAAGGAGAGGGAGGAGCGGGAGGGUAAGGAGAAGGAGGAGAGGGAGAGGAAGGUACGGGAGGAAAAGGAGAAAGAACGUGCAAAAGAAAGGGAGAGAGAAAAAGAGAAGGAGAGGGAACGGGACCGUGAGAGAGUGAAGGAGAAAGAGAGGAAGGAGAAGGAGGUUGAGAAGAUCAGGGAAGCAGGCAAACAGCGAAUGGAGAAAUCAGUGGAAGGAGCUGCUGCUGCUGCUGCUGCUGCUGCUGCUGCAGCUGCUGCUGGUUCUGGAGCUGGUGCUUCUGCUGCUGCUGGUGCUGCUGGUGCAGGUCUUGGUGGUGGUGGUGCUGGUGGAAUGCCAGCAGCAGGAGCAGCAGGAUUAGCUGCAGCAGCAGCAGGAGGGGAGGGCGUGGAUCCAAAGAAGCUGAAAAAGAAGUUGUGUCUCUGCGGCAUUCUUGUCCACCACUCGUGGUGCCAUCCCCUCCCUUUCAUUCCGCGUGCUCGCAUCUUCCUUCCACUACUCGUACAUCCUUUUGAGCCGCCACAAAAGUCGCCAUAUGCUGCCGUGCAAGUCCCCCCUCAUUCUCCUCCCUCCGCAUUCCUUCCUCAUCCCCUCAUCCCCUCAUCCGCCCCCCCCUCAUCCAAUCCUCUUUGGCUCUCCCUUAACCGUCACUCCAUUUGUCCCCCAUCGGCCCUCACUUGUCCCCCGUCGGCCCUCACUUGUCCCCCGUCGGCCCUCACUUGUCCCCCGUCGGCCCUCACUUGUCCCCCGUCGGCCCUCACUUGUCCCCCGUCGGCCCUCACUUGUCCCGCGUCGGCCCUCACUUGUCCCCCGUCGGCCCUCACUUGUCCCCCGUCGGCCCUCACUUGUCCCCCGUCGGCCCUCACUUGUCCCCCGUCGGCCCUCACUUGUCCCCCGUCGGCCCUCACUUGUCCCCCGUUGGCCCUCACUUCUCCCCCGUCGGCCCUCACUUGUCCCCCGUCGGCCCUCACUUGUCCCCCGUCGGCCCUCACUUGUCCCCCGUCGGCCCUCACUUGUCCCCCGUCGGCCCUCACUUGUCCCCCGUCGGCCCUCACUUGUCCCCCGUUGGCCCUCACUUGUCCCCCGUCGGCCCUCACUUGUCCCCCGUCGGCCCUCACUUGUCCCCCGUCGGCCCUCACUUGUCCCCCGUCGGCCCUCACUUGUCCUUGUCCUUCCUCAUUCGCCUCCCUCAUCUCUUCCCCGCUGCAUCUUCUCGCAACUGCUCGCUCAGAAGCGGAAGAGGGAUGGCGAGCCGGAGAAGCCUGGCUCAGACAAGAAGCACAAGAAGAAGGUGAUGAGGGGUGA